CUUAUGGUCAGUGUCCCGGCCAGCGGGUCCUGCCGCGAGAGCGUUGACCCGGCUGCAGCCAGGCGGGCUGAACGUGCGGCACGCGGGGGCACACAGCCGGCUCUCGGGGCUCCCGGCCGGCCCGCGCCCCUCCAGGCUGCACUUCCUCCGCAGCCCCAAGCCGGACGCGCCGCGCGCUGCCUCCACCGAGCCGAGGUUCCAGUCAGAAGGGGCAGCCGUCUUCCCUGAGGAUGACCACGCCUUCCAGCCCUCCUGCUUUCAGGCUCGAGACCUCAGAUGGAGGCCAUGAAGAUGGUGCCCAGGGAGACAGAGGAAAUGGGGGCGGGGGCUCCGAACCACCCCCCAUGGAGUCUCAGUUCCAGGGUGAGGACCGGAACUCCUCCCCACAGAUCAGAGUGAACCUCAACUUCCGAAAGGCGGCAGGUGCCAGACAGCCAGACCCAAACCGCUUUGACCGCGACCGGCUCUUCAGCGCUGUGGCCCGGGGGGCCCCCAGGGAUCUGGCGGGGCUACCAGAGUAUCUGAGCCGGACCAGCAAGUACCUCACAGACUCGGAGUACACAGAGGGCUCCACGGGGAAGACCUGUCUGAUGAAGGCCGUGCUGAACCUUCGGGACGGGGCCAACGCCUGCAUCGAGCCGCUGCUGCAGAUUGACCGGGACUCGGGCAAUCCCCGGCCUCUGGUCAACGCCCAGUGCACGGAUGAGUACUUCCGAGGCCACAGCGCCCUCCACAUUGCCAUCGAGAAGAGGAGCCUGCCCUGCGUGAAGCUCCUGGUGGAGAAUGGGGCCGAUGUGCACGCCCGGGCCUGCGGCCAGUUCUUCCAGAAGAGGAGCCAAGAGACCUGCUUCUACUUUGGCGAGCUGCCCCUCUCCCUGGCUGCGUGCACCCAGCAAUGGGACGUGGUGACCUACCUCCUGGAGAACCCGCACCAGCCCGCCAGCCUGCAGGCCGCCGACUCGUUGGGCAACACGGUGCUGCACGCCUUGGUGAUGAUCGCAGACAACUCUCCGGAGAACAGCGUGCUGGUGACCCACAUGUACGACAAGCUCCUCCAGGCGGGGGCCCGUCUUUGCCCCACUGUGCGGCUGGAGGACAUACCCAAUCUGCAGGGCCUCACACCCCUGAAGCUGGCCGCCAAGGAGGGCAAAAUAGAGAUUUUCAGACACAUCCUGCAGCGGGAGCUCCCGGGGCCAUGCCAGUCCCUUUCCCGAAAGUUCACGGAGUGGUCCUACGGGCCCGUGCGGGUGUCACUGUAUGACCUGGCCUCUGUGGACAGCUGGGAGGAGAACUCAGUGCUGGAGAUCAUUGCCUUUCACUGCCGAAGCCCGCUCCGGCACCGAAUGGUGGUCUUGGAGCCGCUGAACAAACUGCUGCAGGCGAAGUGGAAACUGCUCACCCCCAGAUUCUUCUUCAACUUUUUGUGUUACUUGACCUACGUGUUCAUCUUCACCGCCGUCACCUACCACCAGCCUCCCCUAGAUAAGGACUUCCUCCCACUGGAAGUGACAGCUGGGAACACCAUGCUGCUGCUGGGCCAUGUGCUGCUUCUGCUCGGGGGAGUCUACCUCCUCAUGGGCCAGCUGUGGUACUUCUGGAGGCGCCGUCUGUUCAUCUGGAUCUCCUUCAUGGACAGCUACUUCGAAAUCCUCUUCCUGGUCCAGGCGCUGCUCACCGUGCUGUCCCAGGUGCUGCGCUUCUUGGCCGUCAAGGCAUACCUGCCGCUGCUUGUGUGCUCGCUGGUGCUGGGCUGGCUGAACCUGCUCUACUACACGCGCGGUUUGCAGCACACGGGCAUCUACAGCGUCAUGAUCCAGAAGGUCAUCCUUCGGGACCUGCUCCGAUUCCUGUUGGUCUACUUAGUCUUCCUUCUCGGCUUCGCUGUCGCACUAGUGAGCCUGAGUCGGGAGGCCCAGGACACCGGGGCCCCUUCGGGUUCCAACACCACAGAGGUGGCGGGGAAGGAGGACAAGGAGGCCCCAUACCAGGCUAUCCUGGAUGCCUGCUUGGAGCUGUUCAAGUUCACCAUCGGCAUGGGCGAGCUGGCCUUUCAAGACCAGCUGCGCUUCCGGGGCGUGGUGCUGCUGCUGCUUCUGGCCUAUGUGCUGCUCACCUACAUCUUGCUGCUCAACAUGCUCAUCGCGCUCAUGAGCGAGACCGUCAACAGCGUCGCCACUGACAGCUGGAGCAUCUGGAAGCUGCAGAAAGCCAUCUGUGUCCUAGAGAUGGAGAAGGGCUACUGGUGGUGCAGGAGGAAGAAGCAGCGGGCAGGGGUGAGACUGACAGUUGGCUCCAGGCCAGACGGUAGCCCGGAUGAGCGCUGGUGCUUCAGGGUGGAGGAAGUGAACUGGGCUGCAUGGGAGCAGACGCUGCCCACGGUGUGCGAGGAGCCCUCGGCGCGGGGCGGCCCUGGCGCCAUGAUGAGCCCGGCUUUGGCCUCCCAGUCCAGCCAGGACAGCGCUGUGGAGGAAGACCACGUGCCUCUGCAGCCCCUGGAGUCCCACUGAUGGACAGAGGAGGGAAUCUUUCCAGUCCCACCUGCUGGCUCUGGGGCUCCAGCGGUCUUUGGUGGCAAAAAUGAAUAAAUAUUUUCUUGUGACUAA
Molecule: messenger RNA, 2603 nt
Organism: Cervus elaphus (red deer)
Lineage: Eukaryota; Metazoa; Chordata; Mammalia; Artiodactyla; Cervidae
Gene: TRPV2
Product: transient receptor potential cation channel subfamily V member 2
Exons: 15
Coding region: 231-2507 (758 amino acids)
Biological process (GO): calcium ion import across plasma membrane
Cellular component (GO): membrane
Molecular function (GO): protein binding; calcium channel activity
Source: RefSeq, a predicted model, not a curated record